This is a messenger RNA of Rhodamnia argentea, 1548 nucleotides long. Its product is annotated as protein PSK SIMULATOR 1-like. The coding region runs from base 1 to 1548 and encodes 515 amino acids. Lineage: Eukaryota; Viridiplantae; Streptophyta; Magnoliopsida; Myrtales; Myrtaceae. Gene Ontology annotation, biological process: positive regulation of growth. The transcript has a single exon. The record is from RefSeq and is a predicted model, not a curated record.
AUGGGCGUCGCCACCAUGUCCUCUCUCCCCGGUCUCUCCAAGACCACCACCACCAGCAAGGCUGCCGUCUCCUCCGGUGGAUUCCAUCUCUUCCGUGUCCGCGCUGACAUCAAGCCCCGCCCCAUGGUCCUUGGGAUCCUCGCCUUCGAUGCUGCAAAGACCAUGUCCCGCCUCGUCGCCCUCUACAAAUCCCUCACCGAUGCGGAGUUCGCCCGCCUCCGGAAGGAGAUCAUCCGGUCCGAGGGCGUCGCGUACCUGAACUCCCGGGACGAGUGUCUCCUCAUCAACCUCGCCUGCGCCGAGCGGCUCGAGGACCUUGAGGGCGCCGCAGAUGCCGUCUCCCGCCUCUGCGUGCGGUGCUCGGACCGCAUCCUCAGCCGGUUCGAUCUUGUCUAUGCCGACCUCAAGCAUGGGCUGAUGGACAUCGGCAAGCUCGACUACGGAUCGCGGAAAGCGAACCGGAAUGUCCAGAAGAUAGAGAAGUACCUCUCCAAGACGGCAAGCUUGUACUCGGCAUUGGAAUCGCUUGCAGAGAUGGAGACAUCAGAAAGAAAAUUGAAGCAAUGGAAGAAAAGCUUCACAGCGAACCAAUUGCAGAAGACGAACUUCGAUCUCUUCGAAAGCAAGAUCACCUUCCAAAGGAAGCAGGUGCGAAGCUUGAAGGACGUUUCGCUCUGGAACAAGACCUUCGACAAGGUCGUUGGCCUAAUGGCAAAUCUCGUGUGCGUCGUGUAUGCCCGGAUCUGCGUCCUCUUUGGGCCCUACAUUUCCGACCUGCCGAGCGCCAUAAAGCGAAAGCAGCAGCAGCAGCAUCACAUCCGCGUCCACCCGGAGAUAUUCGCGCCAAUCACGUAUAGAGGCGAGAGCCACCACAGCAUAUCGAAUUCGGGCCCCAUCACAUCCACGUCCAAGAAAUCGGUCCUCCCCAAGUUCUACAGCCGUGAAUUGAACCUCAGCAUGUUGCCAUGGCCCGACGAGGCCUCGCUCCAGGCUGGGCUAAUGCUCGGAAAUAGUUGUGUGAGCCAGGAAUCAUCAGGUGGCAAUGUACGGCGCAACAACGUGGUGUUCCACUCGGCGGCACUGACAACGGUGGGUGGGGCAGGGCUGGCGUUGCGGUAUGCAAACGUGAUCAUGAUGGCCGAGCGGUUCCUGCAGGGGCCGGGGAGCAUGGGAGACGAUGCGCGGGGGCAGGUGUACGAGAUGCUGCCAGCGCAGCUGAGGGAGAAGGUGAGGGCGAAACUGAGGGGGCUCCGGAGCGGGGGCAGGGGAGGGGGGAGGGAGAUGGCAGAGGGGUGGAGGGAGGCGGUGGAGAGGAUGAUGGGGUGGCUGGGGCCCAUGGCGGAGGACACUAUGAGGUGGCAGGCAGAGCGGAACAUGGAGAAGCAGAGGCCGGGGAGCUUGGACGCGAAGGGGAGGGUGUUGCUGAUCCAGACGCUGCACUUCGCCGACCUGGAGAAGACGGAGGCCGCCAUUGUGGAGGUGCUUGUAGGAUUGAGUUGUAUAUAUAGGUACGAGGAUACGCGGUCGUCUUACUACGGGUCUGAUUAG